AUGGUCUGCUACAGAGCUGGCUUGAGACUGGGGGAUCAGAAGGAGAGUGAAGAUUGCCAGCCUGUUUCCAUGGUCAGCGUGGCUGGGACUAUCGCCACAGCUGAGAGUGGGAAUCAGCGUGAGCCGGGGCAUCAUUCAAACCUCCUGCAAAGGCACAAACGCCAGAAGAGAAAACUGAAGAUGGGACAUUUCGAAAUGGUCACCACGCUGCUGGCAGCCGUGACUCUAGUGGACAUCUUCCAGGUGAAGGCAGAAGUGUUAGACAUGGCGGAGAAUUCGUUUGACGAUGAAUACCUGAAGUGCAGCAGCAGGAUGGAGGCGAAGUACAUUCCACAGCUGUUCAGGGAUGAAAAGGCGAACUCUGACCUCCUGGAGACUGUGUGGGACAAUGCAGAGAUCUUGUGGGAAGCUCGGAAGGCUAAGAUCUCUCCCCCAAUGAACUUCAAGGAUCCCUAUGGAAUAACCCUGAUGGCGUUUGUAACCGAGGCUCGAGAGCAGACUCCCUUUUACCACGAGUUCAACAGAGCUGUGAAGAUGGCCGGCCAGUCCCGAAAAGAAUACAUCUAUAACUUUCCAUUCAAAGCUUUUCAUUUUUACCUGGUGAGAGCCCUGCAGCUGCUGAGAAGACCUUGUGAGGAGAGUUAUAAGGACGUGGUGUACCUCACAAGUCAAGACAUUUCCUUCACAUUCGGAGGGCCAAACCAAGCCAGGCUGGGCAACUUCACACUGGCAUAUCCAGCCAAACCCCCCACAGCUAACAACCAACCAGUGCUAGCCAUCCACACCUGCUUUGGGGUUGCCGUGGAAAGGUUUUUGGACAAAACAAGUGAGAGAGUUGUUUUAAUACCUCUGAGUGAGGUUUUUCAAGUGUCCCGGGAAGGAACCAGCAAUGACCUUAUUCUUGAGAGCAUAAACAAGACCUGCAGCUACUACAAGUGUGCAUUCCUCGGGGGUCUAAAAACUGAAAAUUGCAUUGCAAACCCAGAAUAUAUGGAACCUGUGUAUGUCUACAACCCUGAUCUGGAAAGUCAGAAGCUUGAAGACUCUGGUAGGAAAAGCUUCGAAUCCACUGGAAUACCAGGAAAGAAAACUUCAGGACCUUUUCUACUUCCUGAAAUUAAAGUGCUACAACCAGAUGAAAACCUUCUCCGGCCAGAUGAAAAGCCUGAAGGCAAAAGUCAAAGAAAUGCGGACAAUCCUACUCCAGGUCCACGUCCAGUUCCACGUCCCAAGACCCAUCCUUCUGCAUCCUCUGGCAGAAGGCUCCUCCCGCCAGUCACAGCAUCCAUCGUUUUAGUCGUGGCUUCUGCUGUAAACAUCCUCACUGCUCUAUAGCUUGAGACGAUAUCUUAACCUUUAUUUGAAAGGCGCUAAGGGGAUCCCACAGGAGGUCACGAGAAGAGAUGUGACAGACAGACUCACUGCAUAAAAUAGGAACUGUGUAUCUCUUCCCUGUUUUACAGUUUAAAAAGCUGGUCCAAAUAGUGUCAUAGAAUUAACUUUUCAUCUCUGAUUAAUUUUAGGAUUGAAAAAAUCCCAAAGCUGUAUACUUUUGAUUGGACUCAAUAAAACUUUUAAGUUUAUUAAAUGUCUUCCUACAGAAUUUCCAACUAUUAAAUUACUCAUGUGAUUAACAUGAAUUUAAUGCCAGAAACAAAAUGCAAAUGAUGCUUGUUUCUUUCUGAAGAAUCAAACUUCAAAUAAAUAGGCAGACAGGGAAAGUGAGUGAGCUCCUAAGACAGCGGGCAGCCUCGUGUUCCCAGGGACAAAGCCCUCGAGAACAGCAGGCAGGAAGCAGCCCCUUGGGGACCCUGUAAGACUUCCCACAGGGAGCUGUUACCUUCUGUCUCCCCUUCUCAGCAAACCCCGCUUCUCCUGGCAGUGUGCACACGUGCUCCAGCAGAGGUGGGACGAGUGAGAGCCUUGACUAGCUACCCACUGCUGAGCCUGAACUCAGCAGUCAUCGUUUAGGUCUACGAAGGGUACACAGAGCAGCAGACCCUCCUUUCUGCACUUGGCUCCAAAGACGGGAAUGGACCUACCCUCUGAGCCAAAGUGAGAACGAGUUCAUGCAGAGAAAACCCUCUCCCCAAACCACUGCCAUUGCAACAAGCAUGAAAUUAAGAUCAAAACCCCAGGGGAGAGCGGUGUUACGUAAGCAUGCCAUGCUCAGCGGCAGCGACUGCUAGCAGCCAACUUGGAAAGAAGUUUUGAAGCGUCUGGUCUUUACGGUGUAACCGCCUCUGCGUCAGUAGGAUUCUAGACCCAGCACUUUCCCUACCCUCCACGUUGGUACAACAGCAAGAUUCACGGUGUUCUCUCAUAAUGUCCCCCAGUAUAAGCCAAAGCACCACACAGAAGCGUAACGUCGUUACAGCAUUUGGGAAGGUGUCAACAGCGGCAGCCCAGGUGAGUCCUGCAGUCAGAAGUCGUAUUUAAAAGCGGUGUUCUGUGGAAGAAUUACAUUGUCUACUCAGCCACUGUUUCAGA
Peromyscus californicus insignis is the source of this 2490-nucleotide messenger RNA. It is a transcript of the gene Art3, whose product is annotated as ADP-ribosyltransferase 3 (inactive). Bases 1 to 1335 code for a protein of 444 amino acids. The transcript is spliced from 12 exons. Gene Ontology annotation, molecular function: NAD+-protein-arginine ADP-ribosyltransferase activity; NAD+ poly-ADP-ribosyltransferase activity. The record is from RefSeq and is a predicted model, not a curated record. Lineage: Eukaryota; Metazoa; Chordata; Mammalia; Rodentia; Cricetidae.